AUGGGAUACGAUCUGAUAGGCCUGGAGGAGACGAUGUCGCCCGAAGUAGCGAGGGCCCUGAGAGCUGCUUACGCAGAGGCUGAAGCCUGCGACCAAGACUACUCGUUCCUCUGCCCUUUCUCGUGGACCGAAGCUGGUGAUGGCUCGUCCUGCACUGCGCCAGAGGCUUAUAUCGGACCCUGUCAGAAACACCAAAGCUUUGCCCUCUCUAAAGAGGAAAAGCAGUCAAAAGAGCGCGAGUGCCUCAUAACGUGGCCAUGCUUAAAGAAAUGCGUACGGGACUACAUGCAAUUGUGUCCUGCUGGAUGGACAGACAUUGGAGGGGGCCAGUGUUCCGCGCCGUUCUCCUACUCCGGGCGCUGCUCAAGAACAUCCAGUUUUGCGGGUCUUUCUCGGGAGGAAAGGGAAAGAUGGAGCGCCGCUUGCGAUGUGUACUGGCCGUGUCAAGGGCCGUGUAAGAGAGAUUACUCUGCAGCGUGUCCCGAGGGCUGGACAUUAGCUGGCGGAGAGGGAAAGUGCAGAGCUCCAGUAGGUUACGACGGCCCUUGCGGACCAGUAGAAAGCAUCGGCAGCUUCGACACCGAAACCAAGCAGCUGUUCGAGAACAGAUGCAAUGUUCGAUUCCCCUGUGAGAGUAAAUGCCGGCGGGAUUACUCCUUCGCGUGUCCCCAAAGUUGGGCAAACGUGACCCUCGAAAAGUGUGUGCCGUCGGAUACCUAUGCAGGCCCUUGCAGGGAGGAAGUUGAUGCCGCUGGCAUGACUGAGCAAGACAAAAUAGACUUCGAGGAGAGAUGCCAAGCGGACUGGCCCUGCGCAGAGGACAAGUGCCAACGAGAUUUCAAUGCUCCAUGCCCCCUAGAGUGGACUGAGACGCGGAAAGCAUGCUUGGCUCCGGCUCACUAUGAGGGACCGUGCGAAGAGCGGCAGAACUUCGUCAGCUUGACGCCAGACGAAAAGGAAGCCGCCAUGUCAACAUGUGCAGGUCUGUCGUAUACUGCGUGA
Molecule: messenger RNA, 1002 nt
Organism: Besnoitia besnoiti
Lineage: Eukaryota; Apicomplexa; Conoidasida; Eucoccidiorida; Sarcocystidae
Product: cpw-wpc domain-containing protein
Exons: 10
Coding region: 1-1002 (333 amino acids)
Source: RefSeq, a predicted model, not a curated record